Iphiclides podalirius (scarce swallowtail) is the source of this 1284-nucleotide messenger RNA. The record is from the annotation of a GenBank genome assembly. NCBI's taxonomy places the organism in Eukaryota, Metazoa, Arthropoda, Insecta, Lepidoptera, Papilionidae.
AUGAAGUUCUUGGUUAUAGUUGUCCUUCUCGCCGUGGGUCAUGCCAAGCACGAGAAAUACCAAGGAUGGAGGUCUUACUUCGUGAAUCCGUCGGAUAUGCUCCAGCUAUCUUUCCUGGGUUCCGUGGCACGGGAUUAUGAAGUGGACUUCCUGAGCAGGGCGGCUGUAGGUCGAGAAGGUUUGGCACUGGUCAGACCCCAGCACCAAGAACAGUUCGCCGAGGCACUCAAGAGCCGUAACAUCGCUUAUCGGAUCCACGCAGAAGAUGUGAAAGCGCAAUUGGACAUCGAUGACAAUCUGAUUCAGAAGAGAAGGGAGGUUCUAGAAGAGAGCGAUGGCGGCUCCAUAUUUGACAACUACCAGGAACUGGAAAAGAUUGAUGCCUAUCUCGAAGAGAUCGCCGAAAAAUACUCAGAACUAGUGACACUGGUGAAUUCCACCAGCUCGUUCGAGGAACAACCGAUAAAAUACCUGAAGAUCUCCAAGACAAAAUUCGAGGAAAGGAAGCCGGUGAUGGUGAUAGAUGGUGGGAUCCAUGGGAGGGAGUGGAUCGCACCCUCUACGGUUCUGUACGCCAUUCACAAGCUCAUAGUGGAUGUCAACGAAACAGACUUAUUGGAGAACUACGACUGGAUACUCCUGCCCGUCGUUAACCCGGACGGAUACAAGUAUACUUUCACAAAUGACCGUUUCUGGAGUAAGACACGGUCUACUGACCAGCACCUACUGAGCGUAGUUUGCCCAGGAGUGGACGCUAAUAGCAACUUCGACUUCUUCUGGAAUACGGUGGGCAUAAGCGAUAGCCCGUGCACCGAAAACUACCCAGGUAGCAGCGCCGCUUCGGAAAAGGAGACCCAAGUAGUUACAGAGAUCAUAGACGAGUACGCGGGAAGGAUAGUCUUGUAUGUGACUUUACAUAGCUACGGCAGUUACGUGUUGUACCCCUGGGGACAUGAUGGUUCAUUCUCCAACCAAGCGUUCGCCCUCCAAACCAUGGGGGUUGCCUUAGCUAACGCCAUUUACGAAAAAUCCUUACCGGAAUUCCGUCGAUACAUCGUCGGCAACUCUGUAUUGGUAACGGGACAACUAACAUCUGGUAGCUCAGUUGAUUAUGCCCAUUUGAGUGGUGUUCCGAUUUCCUUCAAUCUGGAGCUUCCUGGUCUCGGAGAAGGUUCUGAAGGAUUCCAUCUGGAUCCAAGAUACAUAAAACAAGUGGGAGAGGAAACCUGGUCAGGAAUAGCCGUCGCCGCCAGAAGGGCGGCGGAUUUAUUCGGUGAUCAAGAU